AUACGGAAGUGAGAUCUAUAAAGUGGGUAUAUAAUCCAGAUCCCUUCGUUGUGUACUGUUUUGUGUUGGAAAUGGACAGAUUUGAGUGGUCCGACGGAAGGUUGAUGCCAACAGAGUCCAUAAUAACCCAGCAAUCAGACGUGAAGAUUUAUGAUGGCGAAGAAAAGACUCAAUUUGAACGAGGUAACAUACAACUAACCUCUUACAGAAUUCUUUGGCAAGAUGCAGUAAGACCAAAUUGCUCACUUUGUCUGAAUUUGAGAAGUAUUGUUUUCACUGAAGAACAAAAAUCAAGCUUCACUAAAAGUCCCAAAAUUGUUUUAUUCUUGCAUCCUGCUGAAGCCAGUAAACCUGCAGGCCCAGUUGUACAUAGUCAGUAUCCGUAUAUUAGAAUUUCAUUUAAAGAAGGAGGGCAGACAGAGUUUUACAGAUGUUUAUCAGAACAGUUGUCAAGACGACUAUGGGAGCAUCAAUCAAGUCAACCAUUGAAAAUGAAAAAAGUUCAUGCAGGGAUUGUAGGAAUUGAAAGAAAGCUGGAGGAGAAAAGGAAAGAAACUGACCAGAACAUCUCAAUGGCUUUUCAAGAUUUGAAUAAAUUAAUGCAUCAGGCAAAACAAAUGGUUGAUUUGUCCAAAAAUAUAGCAACAAAAAUUAAAGAGAAGAAGGGAGACAUUACAGAGGAUGAGACUGUUAAAUUCAAAGCUUACCUGUUAAGUCUUGGUAUAACUAAUCCUGUGACGCGGGAAACACAUGGAUCUGGGACUAAGUAUCAUAAAGAAUUAGCUAAGCAGUUGGCCACUAUUUUAGAAACUCCCAUCAAAGAUAAUGGUGGUAUAAUGGCAUUAACAGAUGUGUACUGUAGAGUUAAUAGAGCAAGGGGUAUGGAGUUAUUGUCACCGGAUGACCUUGUCGAAGCCUGUAAACAAUUUGAAAUUCUGGGAUUGCCAUUAAGGCUCAGAAUAUUUGCAAGUGGAGUCAAAGUUUUAGAACUGGUGUCCCAUGCAGAAGAACAAGCAAUAAACCAGACUGUAGAGCUGUUAUCAAGUAAGGGAUGUCUUUCAGCUGAUGAAUUAUCACAUAUUAUUGGCAUAUCAGUUUUAUUAGCAAAAGGAAGACUUUUGGCUGCAGAAGAGAAGGGAAGAGCUUGUCGUGAUGAAUCAGUAGAAGGAAUAAGAUUCUUCCCAAAUUUAUUUAAAACACAAUCUGUUGGAUAAUCAUUUUGGUGUUACAGUGAAGGAUCCAACUAAAACGUCUCCCGUCCCAAUAUGAAUAGAAUGUAUACUCUUAUGAUUUGUGACUGUUACAGAUUUGAAUUAUUCUGUAAAGUUCAGAAUAAAAAGAUAUUUAUAAA
Messenger RNA from Saccoglossus kowalevskii, 1351 nucleotides. Its product is annotated as vacuolar protein-sorting-associated protein 36-like. Gene Ontology annotation, cellular component: ESCRT II complex; late endosome membrane. Gene Ontology annotation, biological process: protein transport to vacuole involved in ubiquitin-dependent protein catabolic process via the multivesicular body sorting pathway. Lineage: Eukaryota; Metazoa; Hemichordata; Enteropneusta; Harrimaniidae. Gene Ontology annotation, molecular function: ubiquitin binding; phosphatidylinositol-3-phosphate binding. The record is from RefSeq and is a predicted model, not a curated record.